Molecule: messenger RNA, 1825 nt
Organism: Oreochromis niloticus (Nile tilapia)
Lineage: Eukaryota; Metazoa; Chordata; Actinopteri; Cichliformes; Cichlidae
Product: chemokine XC receptor 1
Exons: 2
Coding region: 156-1199 (347 amino acids)
Biological process (GO): G protein-coupled receptor signaling pathway; cell chemotaxis; immune response
Cellular component (GO): membrane; external side of plasma membrane
Molecular function (GO): C-C chemokine binding; C-C chemokine receptor activity
Source: RefSeq, a predicted model, not a curated record
AACAUGCAUACAAAGUCCUACAAUCACUGCUUAUUGGAUAAUGCUUAGUUUCUGUUCACCUUUGUGAUAUUCAAAACCACCCUCACCAACCUUUCACUAACAACCUUGCUGAGGACCCUGGUGUGCAGACCCCCUUUCUGCAGAAAGUGGAUACAAUGGAUUCCGUAGAUACUGCCAGCACCAGCCUUGACUCAACCCCGUACACCUAUGAUUAUGACUACGAUGAACUCUGCAACAAAACAGGUGUCAUCCAAUUUGGAGCGAUCUUCACUCCAGUGUUUUUCUCGAUUGUGGUGAUCCUCAGCAUCUUUGGCAACAUCCUGGUCCUCGUGGUGUUGGUCAAGUUUGAGAAUUUGAAAUCCCUCACCAACACCUUCAUCCUGAAUCUGGCUGUAUCAGAUCUCUUCUUCACAGCUUCUCUGCCCUUCUGGGCUUACUACAACAUGCACGGAUGGACCUUAGGGGAGCAUGCAUGCAAAAUAGUGAACUUUAUCUUCUGCCUUGGAUUCUACAGCAGCGGUAUCCUCCUCAUCCUGAUGACUGCUCACCGCUAUAUAGCUGUUAUAAAUCCUCUGUCUGACAUUGUUUCCACCACAGGCUAUUACAGUAUUGUAGCAUCUGCGGUCAUUUGGGUCGUUAGCAUCCUGGUUUCCAGUCUAGCUUUCGCUGCCAGCAAAGUUGCAGAGUCAAAGUACUGUGUAUAUGCAGAUUCUUUUUGGAGCUUGUGGGGAAUCUACCAGCAAAACAUUCUCUUUAUAAUUACCUCAGUGGUAUUCAUGUUUUGCUACACUCAUAUCAUGUGCAGGUUGCUUCAUCCUGUGCAAAGAAGACGAAACAAAACUUUGAAACUAAUUUUUAUUCUCAUGGUUGUUUUCCUUAUUGGAUGGGUACCUUACAAUUUAGUGAUAUUUCUGCAGUCAUUUUCCUACUGGCCAAGAGAAAGUGACUCAUUAGCGGAAGAUUGUCAAUAUAGCAAAAACCUGGAUUAUGCGCUUGAGAUUACUCGACUUUUUGCCUUUUCACAAUGCUGCCUUAACCCUGUGUUUUAUGUGUUUGUGGGGGUUAAAUUCAAAACCCAUUUGAAGAAAAUGCUAAAGAGCUUGGGCCGCAAAAAAAACAACAACAGUUUUCGCAAGAGACAAAGCCGGCCCACAAUAACAUCGGUAACAAGUGGUGAAGAGUUUUCAGAGGCACCUUGAUAUUGUAAAAACCAGAACUAAUACAUCUUAUUCAUUAACAGAGUUGAUUCUCAAAGUGUCUCAAAAGGAUUUCAUUGUUCUUUGAAUCUGGGAUCACCUGGGAAUUAACUGCCAACAUGUUUUUCCAAAAUGAUUUUCCACAAUGUUGGUGCUUUUUACAUCCAUUUUCUGACUCUUCUUGAAAAUUACUGAUCAGUAACAUAUAUCAAUGCAACACGACUACUGAUGUUCAUCAGGUUAUUGCUUGCCAUUUAUUAUUCAGCUGAAUAUGUAUAUAUUAUGUAUAUAUUAACAUUUGCUAAAUAACAUUAAAUAAAAAAUAAAAUGCCAAAAAUGGGCUGAGCAACAUAACCUGUUACUUACAAUGCUGCAUCUUUGUGAAACUGCAGUUGGUUUCCUAAUGUCUUUAGCCAUCAGUGGUCAAAGCAUGCACACAUAUUCAAGAGGUUUAUUGUCAUCAUAAACAUCAUAAUGAAGUGCAGUCUAUAUGAUUUUAAACCAGAAGAGCUGGUUUGAUGGUCUCAGAAACUUUUUGAGAUAUCUGGGAUUAAGAUAUAUUUUUUGGAGUUUACAGAUAAUGGUAUAAAAAAAAAAAAAAAAGCACAAAUUGAAAUGAAUGGCAGUUA